Molecule: messenger RNA, 2208 nt
Organism: Brachypodium distachyon (stiff brome)
Lineage: Eukaryota; Viridiplantae; Streptophyta; Magnoliopsida; Poales; Poaceae
Product: serine/threonine-protein kinase Nek3
Exons: 15
Coding region: 226-1989 (587 amino acids)
Biological process (GO): protein phosphorylation
Molecular function (GO): protein kinase activity; ATP binding
Source: RefSeq, a predicted model, not a curated record
UCUCUCUCCGCACUUUCGAAACUUUGAAAACCUCUUGCGAGCGAGCACGGACGGCCAGCCAGAGCGCCACAGGACACACACAGGCUUCCUCUCUCUUCCAAAAAUGGGAGGAGGCAGGCGACGGAGCUAGGGAAGGAAGAACACGCGCGGUACGGCGGCCUUCUUCAUCGUCCAUUAGCCGCCGAGGGAAGAAAAACAUCUUGGGCUGGAACAGAUUAGGGGCAGAUGGAUCAAUAUGAGGUGUUGGAGCAGAUUGGGAAGGGGUCGUUUGGCUCUGCACUCCUGGUGAGGCACAAGGUUGAGAAGAAGAGGUAUGUCUUGAAGAAGAUCCGUCUCGCCCGUCAGACAGUCAGGUGCCGCCGAUCGGCACACCAAGAGAUGGAGCUCAUUGCAAAAGUAAGGAGCCCUUAUAUUGUGGAAUACAAAGAUUCUUGGGUGGAGAAGGGGUGCUACGUGUGCAUCGUGAUCGGUUACUGCGAGGGAGGGGACAUGUCAGAGGCUAUUAAGAAGGCUAACGGCAACCAUUUCUCAGAAGAGAAACUCUGUGCGUGGUUAGUGCAGCUCCUAAUGGCACUUGAUUACUUGCAUGCUAAUCAUAUCCUUCAUCGUGAUGUGAAGUGUUCAAAUAUAUUCCUUACGAAGGACCAAAAUAUAAGGCUCGGUGAUUUUGGGCUGGCUAAAGUAUUGACUUCUGAUGAUUUAGCUUCAUCAGUUGUAGGAACUCCCAGUUACAUGUGCCCCGAGCUUCUUGCUGAUAUUCCAUAUGGUUCCAAGUCCGACAUAUGGUCGCUAGGCUGCUGCAUCUAUGAGAUGACUGCCCUGAAGCAUGCAUUCAAAGCAUUUGAUAUGCAAACGCUGAUAAACAAGAUAAACAAGUCUGUUGUCGCUCCUCUACCGACCAUAUAUUCGGGUGCAUUUAGGGGACUCGUCAAAAGCAUGCUGCGUAGAAGUCCAGAUCACAGACCAAGCGCUGCAGAUCUGCUUAACCAUCCACACCUUCAGCCAUAUGUGAUGGAAGUUCAAUCGAAGUCGAGUCCUACUCGCAAUAUGUUCCCAGCUAAACUUUCUACCAGACAUGAAAUAAAUAAGAUAUCAUGUUCUGAUGAGGACAACUGGAAACCCCGAUAUAAUAAGAGUCACUCAUUUAAAGUAGAGAGAAUUGUAGAACUUGACAAUGCCACUGCUAAACAUAGCUCUCCUGAAUCUACCAGAAUAGCAAAACAUUGCCCAGAAUUGCUUAAUCAACCAAUGGACCAGUUAUCAGUCCAUGUGACGAAGAAAGUUGUCGAAGAAGUGAUACAUGAUAAGUAUUCAAAAGUAACAAGAUCACCUGCCCCUACUCCACGAAGGGCGUCCUCGACUCCUAGGAGAAGAUUAGAACCUUCAAAGACAUUUCAUGCUAGAACAGCUCAUAAAGAGCAGCCUCCCCCGUCAAGGUCUUCAGUGGACCGGACAGGUCAAGCUACACGUCGAAUAUCACUCUCCCCACACACGUUCAAAACUCCUGAAAAGAGGCGGGGCGCCGACAUUCUCACCAGAUUGAAGUCCCCUGAUGUUUCAGUCAACGCUCCUCGAAUCGACAGAAUUGCUGAAUUUCCACUUGCAUCCUCUGAAGAUCCAUUGCAUCCCAUCAUGAAGCUCCCACCACCAUCUAUAGUUGACCAAUCAAUCACCAAGGACAAAUGCACUUUCCAAGUGCUCCGGAGUGAUAGUGGGAACAACACCGACGCUCCUGAUCUCAACCUGCUCGAUCUUGGCAAUAGUUCACCCAGAAGCUCAUCAGAUUGGAGGCAGAAGAGGUUUGACACGACAUCAUACCGGCAGAGAGCUGAGGCCUUGGAAGGCUUGCUUGAGUUCAGUGCCCAGUUGCUACAACAGGAGAGAUUUCAGGAGCUGGGGAUCUUGCUGAAGCCGUUUGGACCCGGGAAAGCAUCUCCGAGAGAGACAGCCAUAUGGUUGUCAAAGAGCUUCAAAGAAACAGGAUUAUAACUAGAGGCCUGCUAAUGCAAAACAAACCUAAACGCAAUAAUUUGCAUCUUUAUUAGCUUCAGGUACCCUGUACAGUUUCACUUUUUUUUACCCUGAGGUGAUCUUUGUGGAGUGCUAAUUCAAUUUCUUACCUGUAAUGGUCUUGUGGAUAGAAUUCCAUAACUAUCUUGAUAGAUCAACAUCUUGACAUUUCGAGAGAGAAAAAAACUGCUUAUCAUA